AGGCGGUGCAUGCGAAGCAAUUGCACGUUUUAAACGCAGUGUCAGCGACUCUACGUGGCGACGAUGGAAGCCGGAGGAAGGCGGAUUAGAUUGGCGGAACGUGGAGAGCUCGAGGAGGAGCUGAUUUUAUCCGGGCCACGACACGUCCACGAAUCCACGUGUAGCCCGUCACUGGUGCAAACACACGGGGCAGUGCUGCUCUCCUUCUGAGUUUCAUCAUGGAGCGACCGCUGGCAGCCGCUGCGAGAGGUGUGCCAAAGCGAUCCAGUGGAGCAGUUAAUAUGAUCACAACACGGUUUCUGUUCUUGCUCAUCCUCCCUUCACUGAGUCUGUGUGCUCCACAACAAGCCCAGAAAACACUCAGUGAUGGUCUUAUUGCACCAGACCUGGCUAAUCCUUUUGGGUCCAGCGAAGAAAACCGGAGGCUCCUGCAAAGCUACAUCAAGAGCAGCCUAAAGGAAGGACAGAGCAGUCCAGAGCUGAACACCAGGGAACAAGAAGUGUUCUUCCUUUUCUCCUUGUAUGACUAUGAUAGAAGUGGGCAGAUGGAUGGCCUUGAACUGAUGCAACUUCUAACAGAUUUCCUGACUUAUCAUGAAGUUAUGCCAAAGUCAACAGAUUCUGUUGUAUCUUUGGUGGAUUACCUGCUACAAGCUCAGGAUCUGAACCUGGAUGGACUACUGGCUCCUUCAGAGCUUUUAUCACCAUCCACGAUUGACCAACAGCAAGAAAGCAAUAUUGUUCUCCCUGAUUCACCAGCUGACGAGGCCUUAAAACAAGAGCAAACACAUGCGAAAUCAGAGGAUGGAGACACAGAAGUCAAAAAAGAGUCUGAACAUGAGAAUGAGACACAAGACCCAGCUAAAGAAGAACACACACAGGAAGAGAAGCCUGUAGAUCACCAGAUACCUGAACAGCUUGAAGAACAGGAUGAGCUGCAAGAUGAUCAUCAGGAGCAGAAGAACAUGCCAGUCCAUCAGGAGCAACCAGAGAUGUGAUGCCAAAUUAAGCAUGAAGUGACUUUUAAAGACAUCUUUCAAACAGAUACAAAUCAGCCAUACAUAGGAAACCCCUCUCCUGCUGUAUACAAAGUACUAUGACCAACACGUAAUUUAUUGCUGGAUAGUAAAGGAUGUUUUGAAGGUCCAAACAUGUGAAUGAUAUUAGCAUCAUUGUACAGUUUGUGAAAUCGCUAAACUACAGAAAUUUCCAGUGUUGUGCAAUCCAGGCACACAACCAUCUGAAUUAGUAUCUGGUCAUCUUUUUUUGCACCAUUUAAACUUCGCAAACUCAAAGCAAACCUUUAAUUUACUGAAAAUGUAAUGCAAAAUCUGGUCACAGCCAAGAUCCAAUAACCAUUAUUACAGUUUGUAUCCAACUCUUGUCAUAUUUCUAUACUGCACUUUUCUGGGGGUUAAAUACCUUUGAAUUAAAUCGUUCAAAAGGGAACUACUUUCAUUUCUGCCUCCAUGCAAGAGGAUUUGGACGGAUCAGAAUAUAGACGUCUUAAUUUGCCAUAAGUAAACAAUUUUUUGGUGCUUUACUUUUGUGAAAGUAGUUAGUGAAGUGCCGUAUUGCACUUCCAGAGAAACAAAAAGCUCACUUGUACUCAAUUUCCAGUAGAGAUCUCAUAAAACCCAUUGAGUCUCAGCAUUGAGAAUUUCUAUACAAUGUGUCUGAUGCCACAGUUACACUUUCUACCAAGGUGGAAAGAAAACCAUACAAGGAUAGAGAUGUUGCAAAUGAAAAGCAGUCAAGACAAAACAGUUUGGUUUUAAUAUUUAUUACACUUUAGACAAAAUGCAUUAAAACACAAUCAAGUAAAAAUCAUUCAAUCUAAAAAGCAACUUUAAAAAGUCAAACAUACUGAAAAUGUGGCGACGGCAUCAAGACGUGCUACCGUAAAACUUUAGACACUGGUCCAAACCUGACUCCAAUUAACAGGACUACACUGUGCAUAAAAGUCACUCCCCAAUUCAAAAUAAAACGCUAAAACAUCAGUUGGGGGUCUCGGUCUAAAAGACUUGAUAAAAUUCAAUCAUUGCUUAAAAUGCUUAUUGUACCAUGGGCAUGGAAGAUGGCAGUCAGCUUAAGUUGAAGACAGUCAAUGUCCACACUCUGAACUCUGCGCUCAUUUCAGCUUUUGCAAUUUUGGUGGUUACAAUGGGAUUCCAGCAACAAUUUCAGAUUCAAUGCCACAGUGGUCCUCACCUC
Messenger RNA from Pimephales promelas (fathead minnow), 2214 nucleotides. RefSeq names its product cell growth regulator with EF-hand domain 1 (gene cgref1). The record is from RefSeq and is a predicted model, not a curated record. Lineage: Eukaryota; Metazoa; Chordata; Actinopteri; Cypriniformes; Leuciscidae. Gene Ontology annotation, molecular function: calcium ion binding.